CCUUUGCGGGCUUCUCCUCGCGGCUGAUCCCCCGGCGGGGGCGGCCAGGAACAGCCUCCUCCUCCGCCGCUGUCCUCCCUUUCGAGGAUCAUGGACAACAAGCCCCUCCUCCAGGAUAGACCCCCGGCUUACAGCCCCGCUAGCCAGGCGGGCGCCGGCUACGAGUACGGGCCGAACAGCUACGGGGCCAUCCCGGCGCCUCAGCACGGCUUCCAGCCGCCACCGCCCUACACGUACCCCACCGGUCCUGGAGCUGGAUAUGUUGUGCCUUCGGGUCCACCGGCGCAUAACUACCCCAACACCACGUACACGAUAAUCCAGCAACCUCCCACCACGUCCGUCGUUGUCGUUGGCGGCUGCCCAGCUUGCAGAGUUGGUGUAUUGGAAGACACUUUCACCUGUCUCGGUGUCUUUUGUGCCAUCGUAUUCUUUCCUAUUGGAAUUCUCUUCUGUCUUGCAUUGAGGCAACGAAGAUGUCCUAACUGUGGUGCAACGUUUGGUUAAGGGAUCAACACAAAUAGGCUUUUUGGAAGCUGUAACUAUUGUAGUACAUUUUUUCUAAUGUAAAUGUCAUGUACAAUCAAGUUUAUGCUUCAGAGAUGAUUUUGUAAAAGUGUGAUGAAAUUAGUCUGUCUCUUUCUCUUCUCUUGCAUGUGAAACUGAUCUAUGAGCAUGUGUGUGUGUGUGUGUGUGUGUGUGUGUGUGUGUGUAAGAUACAAAUCCACCCCACCCCCCGCUUUGUGUUUAAAAUGCACCUUUUGGAAAUUUAAAUAAAAGUGGGUUUUUGCAACUUCA
Messenger RNA from Lacerta agilis (Sand lizard), 795 nucleotides. RefSeq names its product brain protein I3 (gene BRI3). NCBI's taxonomy places the organism in Eukaryota, Metazoa, Chordata, Lepidosauria, Squamata, Lacertidae. The record is from RefSeq and is a predicted model, not a curated record. The coding region runs from base 91 to 504 and encodes 137 amino acids. The transcript has 3 exons.